Messenger RNA from Ctenopharyngodon idella (grass carp), 2797 nucleotides. RefSeq names its product deleted in malignant brain tumors 1 protein-like. The record is from RefSeq and is a predicted model, not a curated record. Lineage: Eukaryota; Metazoa; Chordata; Actinopteri; Cypriniformes; Xenocyprididae. The annotation marks the transcript as partial. The transcript has 7 exons. Gene Ontology annotation, cellular component: membrane.
GUUUACCUUUCCUCUGUCUGGCCUUUAGCUCUUAUUAAGCUGGUGAAUGGCACUAACACUUGUUCUGGCAGAGUGGAGGUUUUCUAUGAUGGCCGAUGGGGAACAGUGUGUGAUGAUGGCUGGGAUUCUACACGUGCUGCAGUGGUGUGUAAAGAACUGGGCUGUGGAGAUGUUAUAGAGGCAAAGAGUGCUGCUUAUUUUGGACAGGGAUCAGGGCCAGUAUGGCUAAGUGGUUUACAGUGCGCCACUGACUCUACACUGAGAAACUGUAAUUCACAGGGAUGGGGGCAAAACAGCUGUGGGCAUGAGAAGGAUGCUGGAGUCACCUGUCAGCCUAAAAUUAGGCUGGCGAAUGGCAACACCUCUUGUUCUGGACGAGUGGAGGUUUUCUAUAACGGUCAGUGGGGAACGGUGUGUGAUGAUGGCUGGGAUCUGUCAGAUGCUGCAGUGGCGUGUAGAGAGAUGGGAUGUGGGGAUGCUGUAGAGGCAAAGAGUGCUGCUUAUUUCGGACCGGGUGCAGGACAAAUAUUUAUGGGCAAUGUAAGCUGUGUUGGAAAUGAGGCCACACUGAGUGUCUGUGACUCACGUAAAUUUGGAAUGUAUGACCAUUCAAAGGAUGCAGGAGUCAUCUGUGACUCUCCUGUCAGGCUCAUUAAUGGAAGUAACUCUUGUUCUGGAAGAGUGGAGGUUCAUUAUAAUGGAAUAUGGGGAACAGUGUGCGAUAAUGGCUGGGAUCUGUCAGAUGCUGCAGUGGUGUGCAGAGAGGUGGGCUGUGGGGAUGUGAUUGAGCCAAAAAACGCUGCUUAUUUUGGACAAGGAUCAGGACCUGCAUGGCUAAGUGAUUUACAAUGUUCUAACACUGAAUCAAGUCUGCGAGAUUGUAAAUCAAGUGGAUGGGGGAAAGGCGGCUGUGGACAUGAGAAAGAUGCAGGAGUCAUCUGUCAGGAUAAAGUUAGGCUGGUCAACGGCAUCAGCUCCUGUUCUGGACGAGUGGAGAUUCUCCAAAAUAGACAGUGGGGAACAGUGUGUGAUGAUGGCUGGGAUGCGUCAGAUGCUGCAGUGGUCUGUAGACAACUGGGCUGUGGAGCCGUUUUGGAAGUAAAGAGUGCUGCUUAUUAUGGAAAGGGUUCAGGAAUAGUAUGGAUGAGCAAUGUAAACUGUUUUGGGAAUGAGUCAACAUUGAUGAACUGUUCAUAUAACAGAAGUCCAACCAGCUGUGGCCAUGAGAAAGAUGCCGGAGUCAUUUGUGGAUAUAUUAAAGUCCUGUUGAAGAUUGAAGUGAAGGCUGAAUUUGGAGUAAAUCCAAAUGAUGCUGGAAUUAUGAAUAAACUUUCAGAGGAGAUGGGAAAGAAGCUACAAAUAAAUGGAACUUUCUCACUGAGAACUCAGGCAGAUGGAAAUGUCUUCCAUAAGAGAAAAGGAAUUGCACCCUGACAUUUUGGUCAUUGCUGGCAUACAGAGAAGAAAACAAGGAUCUGCUAAUAGCAAAUUGAAUGCUGCAUCCUUCUAUACUUAUAACCCAACCUUUUAUAAAUAAGAUUUUCAUACAUGACAAUGCUUUAUAUAAUAUCCCUGCUUCAUAUAAUAUCUUUGUGUCAUAUCCUAACUUGCUAACCAAAAUGUACAUGUAAUAUAUACAGUAAUCUCGAUAGCCAAAUUUGUACAUAUAUGAACCUGUCUGGACUUUUAGAAUGCAGUUGUACAAAUUUAAUGAGUGUAGUUAAUAAUAAUUCAUUUUGAUUUAAUUCCAUUCUCAAACAAGAAUCAGAUUCAGACCAUUGUAAAGUUACAAUCCAUUUUGCCUUGGUUAUCAGUGUAAAAAAUUUCCUGGUGAGUUUCCAUGUUGUGACUGCUGUUACCUUGGUAUGGUAUCAUUUUUAUUAUAUUCAGGUAAUUAUUCCAGUUGCUUAGUUUUUGAAACAAGAAUGAAUCUUUCCACCCAUGUCAUAAUAGCACUGUUUAAGCCUCAGCGUUUGUGGUUGAUUAGCUGGUGUCUCACUUGUCAGGAUACUUAUGAGUUUUGCUAAUGAUUUGCAAUGGGUAAUGAACUGAAACAGACAUGUGCAUACAUUUAGCAGGAAAAGCAACCUAUUCCCAUUCAAUAACAAGGGGAACAACAUGCACAAUUACACUUUUAUUUGAGACAUGGCUUCAGAAGACAUGCAAUACAAGUAAUAAAGUACACAAGUGUAGUUUCUUUGUUGUCUUUUUUUAAAAACUUGACAGUCCAAAAGAAUGCAGGAUUUUUUGUGAAAGGUAAAUAUGAAAAAGCUUCACAGUUUGCAUCCUGUAAAUGGGGCCUGUCAGAGUAAUUAGGGAAGAACAACUCAUUUAAACAACCAAACAAAAUGCAAACAAUGCCUUCUGUUUAGUGUCAAGCAAAUGCUAUAUAUUUGCAAAAGCAUAAGUUUGAACAUGAUUACCAAAUUUUGAAAGACAGAAAAAAGAAAGUUGAAAGUGAUCAUAUCUAAGUGACAGAGUGAAUUAUUGUGAUCAAUACCAUAUAGUUUCUUUUAUGUCUAACUUGUUUGCAUCCCUAGGUCACGGCUUCCUCUUAUGUUCAAAUCGCUAACUACAACACCUGUGCUGUAAUUUUCAAAUAUAUGUAAAAUAAUACACUGAAAAGGUGUGAUUGUCAGGGUCAUCUGAAGGGAGGAGACAUAUGGGCAGGAGGUUGUACCCUGUAGAUAAAUAUACUAUAAAUCACCAACAUACAAACUUAUCUUUCAGAGGGAGAAAGAAGAAAGAAGCAUACAUGGGACACUUCAAAAGGUUUAAACCCUUAAUCAUAUUUUGA